Messenger RNA from Aspergillus affinis, 750 nucleotides. RefSeq names its product alpha/beta hydrolase. The record is from RefSeq and is a predicted model, not a curated record. NCBI's taxonomy places the organism in Eukaryota, Fungi, Ascomycota, Eurotiomycetes, Eurotiales, Aspergillaceae. The coding region runs from base 1 to 750 and encodes 249 amino acids. The transcript is spliced from 2 exons.
AUGUCCAAUCCAACCAUCCUCCUGGUUCAAGGCUCCUUCCAAACUCCCCAAGUCUACUCCUCGCUUGUAUCCAAUCUCCAAAGCCUAGGAUAUCCCACCGUCCACCCAGCCCUGCCCAGUUGCACAGACACCGACCACGAGGACUUCCCAACUCGGACCCUCACCGACGAUGCCCGCGCCGUAACCAGAGUCCUUGAAGAGCUCAUCGAGAACGAGUCUAAAACAGUACUCGUGGUCAUGCAUUCGUACGGCGGGAUCGUGGGAUCUGAAGCGGUCCCCGAAUCGCUGAGUUUCGCGCAUCGUCAAAAACAGGGCCAGAAAGGGGGAGUUGUCCAUUUGUUUUAUUUCGCGGCCUUUGUGUUGGACGUCGGAGAGUCGGUCCUUGGGAAAUUCGGGGAGUCGCCGAAUAAUCUCCCCGAUGGUCGCUUUCGCAUCCUCAAUGGUGCAAAGACCCUCUACAAUGAUCUCCCAGAGGUAGAGGCAGAGCUCUGGGAGUCGAGGUUGAUUCCUCAGUCGUAUGCUGUGCAGACGACGGCUGUGACGCGCGCAGCGUGCGAGUAUAUCCCGUCGACUUACCUGGUUUGUGAGAACGAUGCGGCGGUGCCCGCGCAGUUUCAGGAGAUGUUUGCGGGGAUGGCCAAGGCGCAGGAGAUUCAGAGGUGCAGUGCGGGCCAUUCACCGAUGUUGAGUCAGACGAGAAUGCUAGUGGAUAGGAUUGUGGGUGUGGUUAACAAGGUUUCUGAGUUGUAG